UGCGCCGAGUCCGCGGCCAGUCUUCUCUGCGCCGGCAGUGCUGCGAGCCACAGGACUGUGAUGGAAAGAUCGCACAGACGCAGUGCCAACUCUGGGCAAAGGCCUCAUCGCUCGCGCUGCGUACAUCCAGGCGCUGAUAUCGACAAACUUGUCGGUGGGUGUGAUGUCACACUCUGCACUAUCGCGUACAUCACUGGCCACAGGACUGUCGAGCACGGUCUCCCUCGCUCUCUCUGCGUCGAGUGAACUUGAGAGACUAUGGAUCAGCUACCGCCGGAGAUUCUGUUACAUGUCUUUGCAGCAGUCGACUCCUUGCAUACACUGAGCCGACUAGCGCUGGUUUGUCGCCUAUUCGCCGAGAUCAUAGACCAGCAUGACGCUAUCUAUCGCGGCCUGGCCAGCAACCUAGGCUACCUCGCGCCAUGCUCAGCCGGAGACUCUGGUUUGCUACCAUUGGUCUCGCAAGAUCGUAUGUCCAUCGAAGAGGCUUGCAGACUUCAGCGCACAUCCAUGCGUAAUAAAGCCUACAAAGGCUGCGAGCGUGCACAGAUGCCUUGGCGAACUUUCGCUCACAUUCGGCGGCGGACAGACCGCAACUGGAUGAUUGGGCGUCAUACACGCUUAAGCCUUCCAGUCCCAGCCAAUGUCUCCAGGUUCAAGAUGGACAGUUUGGCUGCCGAAGACGCGACUGCCGUCUACUCAGAUCCCUACGCUGUCAGAGUCCGACCCAAUGGCGACGUAGCAGACAACAUCAUCAUUGCGCCUUCUAUCGAAGGUCGUAGACAAGCUCACCAUGUAGAGUACUCGGAAGGCCAUUUGUUCCUCGCUGCUGGGCGAAAUGCAAUGCAUGUUUACUCGAAGAGUGCAGCCAAUCUACACUUCCCACCGAAACCGUCCAUCUAUCCGUCCCGUCGUCCGGAAUGGCAAGCACAUGCUAGCCUCGACUUACCCGCUGGCGUGCAUGCAUUCAAGGCGCGCUACCCGAAAGUCGUGGCUGCCACCGGUACAGCUUUUCAGCUUGUCGACCUGUCUCGCGGAACAUUGCAAACAUAUGCACUGCAGCAGACCGAGCCAGGACCGCGAGUCCUGCGACAAUGGCUCGGCUAUGUCGAGCUCGAUGAGAAUCACAUCUUCGUAGCACGGACUAGUCUCGAUAUCUACUCGCACUCGGGCGAUCUGGUUCGCAAGAUUUCAUGGCUACCACCCUCGCCGAUGCUCGAACAAUACUGGAUGGGCAUUCAUCAUGAUCUAAAUCCGCAAGGCGUGAUGGCCGCCAUUGGUCUGCAUUCGCCGCACACGGCAAAGCUCAUGCUCUGGACGAAAGCCUAUAGCGCGGCCAUUCACGAAGACCGCGAAGACGACGUCUUCGUACUUGUUGCUGGAUUUGAGGCUCGCUUCACCGAUGUCGCCGUUGAGAACGGGCGAAUCGCAUUCAUCAUUUGCACUUUGGGCGCAGAUACGUCGAGCAGCCUCUGGCUCAUCGAUACCCGCGUGUCAGCAUGGCCUCCGCAUCUACAGCUCGUUGACCACGACGUCACUAGGCGAUCCGAAGUCUUAGUCGAGCGAAUCGAAAUGGACUCCCUCGCUAUCUAUGUCACCGGUCAAGCUUGGGGUGCAGAUCGUCGCAACCUAGCGAUGGGUCGAUACCAGCUGGCUACGUACGAGAGUCUCGUAUGGGAGGAUGCCAAAGGGAACAAGCUCUGCAAUGCGCUCACGCACGAGCAAAUUGGAAGCUUGACGGAGGGCUCACAGCCACCUCGGCGAGACGAGGUCCUGCACAAUGAUGCAAUCAACGUUUACUAUUUUGGUUCUCACGUGGACGAGCAUGGCGCAGACGAGGUCGAGCGAUCGGCUUGAUCAUGUCUCCCGACAGCAGCUUACGAGGCAGAGGCGAGUAGUGGUCGAACAAUCCCAUCCAGAGCGUCACGUAUUGGCCGAAGACGUCGGCAUACGACACUGGCUUGUUCUUUCCGCCUGUCAGCAUUAUCGAGUGACCGAAUGCUCAACUCACUUUGAUCCGCAAUGUGCCUC
Mixia osmundae IAM 14324 is the source of this 2031-nucleotide messenger RNA. RefSeq lists its product as uncharacterized. Gene Ontology annotation, molecular function: protein binding. The record is from RefSeq and is a predicted model, not a curated record. The transcript has 2 exons. The coding region runs from base 259 to 1857 and encodes 532 amino acids. Lineage: Eukaryota; Fungi; Basidiomycota; Mixiomycetes; Mixiales; Mixiaceae.